UUGGAUAAAAGACCAAAAUACAUGGAUACACGAGAAGAAUUGUCAGUAUUGAAAGAUAUGGUAUAUAUUGUUCUUCAAGAGUUGGCUGAAGAUGGUAAAAUUAACCCUGAACUGUUUACGAUUCAUGACCAGAAAGCCGUAGUUAAAAGAAUGAAGUAUAUGGGUAUUUGCAUGAGGAGAACCAAAUAUAACGCUGUGGUACCUUACCCAUGUCUCCGUUCAGGUAUGCCUUAG
Messenger RNA from Lottia gigantea (owl limpet), 234 nucleotides. RefSeq lists its product as hypothetical. The record is from RefSeq and is a predicted model, not a curated record. The annotation marks the transcript as partial. The transcript has 2 exons. NCBI's taxonomy places the organism in Eukaryota, Metazoa, Mollusca, Gastropoda, Lottiidae.